AUGGCUUUCAGGCGCCCAUUGACGCAGGCCGCAGGCUCAGCGUCCUUGCUGUCCUCUACCACAGCUACUGCUCGGUCCCGCACCGCUGCUGUGCUCCCCCGAUUCACCUCUGUUCGUGCAUCGUCGAGCUCAACCUCAGCACUUGCUUACAAGGCAUUGCACCGUCGUUCUCCCCUACCCCUGCCGGUCUCCGAUGCCUCCCCUCAAUGGGAUGCUCCCACCGCUGUCUCGUCCAUUCUCUACGAGACUCCCGUGGCUCCCAGCAACCCGCCCAAGCGGCACAUCCUGAACUGCCUCGUUCAGAACGAGCCCGGUGUGUUGUCCCGCGUAUCUGGUAUCUUGGCCGCCCGCGGUUUCAACAUUGACAGCCUGGUCGUUUGCAACACUGAGGUUGAGGAUCUCUCGCGCAUGACCAUCGUGCUGCAGGGCCAGGAUGGUGUCGUCGAGCAGGCUCGCCGCCAGUUGGACGACCUUGUCCCAGUCUGGGCUGUGUUGGACUAUACUGAAUCUGCACUUGUGCAGCGUGAGUUGCUCCUGGCUAAGGUCUCUAUCCUUGGUCCUGAGUUCUUCGAGGAGCUUCUCCAGCACCACCGCGAGAUCACCACCUCGCCCGACUCCCUGGACAAGAACGCCCACCAGGAUCAUUCUACCCAGCAAUACCACCCCCGCCACCUUCCCCAGAGUCAGGCCCUGCGCCACAAGCACGAGCAUUUGGAUGCUAUCACCCGCCUGACUCACCAGUUCGGUGGCAAGAUCCUAGACAUCAGCACCAACAACUGCAUUGUCGAGGUGUCCGCCAAGCCCAACCGUAUUGAUUCUUUCCUCAAGCUGAUCGGUCCUUUCGGUAUUCUUGAGUCCACCCGGACUGGUCUGAUGGCCCUUCCCCGCUCUCCUCUUAGUGAGCCCCGCGAGGAGAUUGAGAAGGAUGCCGCCGACGUUGUCGAUGCUAGCACCCUGCCUCCUGGCUAA
This is a messenger RNA of Penicillium soppii, 969 nucleotides long. Its product is annotated as acetolactate synthase regulatory subunit. The record is from RefSeq and is a predicted model, not a curated record. Gene Ontology annotation, molecular function: acetolactate synthase regulator activity. Gene Ontology annotation, biological process: branched-chain amino acid biosynthetic process. Gene Ontology annotation, cellular component: acetolactate synthase complex; mitochondrial nucleoid. The coding region runs from base 1 to 969 and encodes 322 amino acids. NCBI's taxonomy places the organism in Eukaryota, Fungi, Ascomycota, Eurotiomycetes, Eurotiales, Aspergillaceae. The transcript has 2 exons.